AACCCCGUAUCGUCUUCUGCCUCGAGCGCCUGCCUCCGGUGUCCUCCGGUCCGGGAAUCCCCCGUGUCCUCCGUUGUGAUCCACGGGCUCCACACAGUCGAUCCUGUCUUUUAUUAUUGGUCAAAUAAAAUCAGUUGUACCAGAUUCUGUCUCCUGUGGUCUUGCUAUUGGGUCCUGAUGUUGAACUCCCUCCCGUGACAAGAACACUUAAAAAGAAAAAGUUAAAAUGCUGUUUCUCAAGUUACUUUGUUUCUCCUGUUCUAGUGUCAAAAUACAACAAAUGUAUGUGCUGCUUCUUCUUCUCUCUCCUUCUUCCUCUUCUCUCCUCCUUCUUCUUCUCUUAUCCUACCAUCAGAUACCUGAAGCCCGACAUACAGAAGAAAUCCAAGCACAAAACAGCGGUGAUGAAAAAGACCCUCAACCCUGAAUUCAACGAGGAGUUCUUCUAUGAGAUCUCUCUGCAGGAGCUCGCCAACAAGACUCUGGAGGUCACGGUGUGGGACUACGACCUGGGACGCUCCAACGACUUCAUAGGUGAGACGCUGACGGGUCACGAGCUUCACUUU
Anarrhichthys ocellatus (wolf-eel) is the source of this 566-nucleotide messenger RNA. RefSeq names its product double C2-like domain-containing protein alpha. The record is from RefSeq and is a predicted model, not a curated record. The annotation marks the transcript as partial. Gene Ontology annotation, cellular component: synapse; extrinsic component of synaptic vesicle membrane. The transcript is spliced from 2 exons. Gene Ontology annotation, biological process: spontaneous neurotransmitter secretion; exocytosis; regulation of calcium ion-dependent exocytosis. Lineage: Eukaryota; Metazoa; Chordata; Actinopteri; Perciformes; Anarhichadidae.